AUGAAAGAAGAUAAAAAUUAAAGUUAAUACCAUUCAUCCUUAAGUAUUUUCAAUUGUAGGUAAGCCCAUAGUAUUUAUGGUACUUAAUCAAAAAGGAGUUUUAUUUAUUAAGGCAAAUUGGUGUUAAGAGAAGGGAUCAUGAUAAAUAUAAGAUCCUAAUAUAGUCCUACAAAGAUGAUGACAAUUUACCUGAAUCAUUAUAUGGUAGAAUCAAAUUUAAUAAUUUAACCAUCAAGGUUUUGGGAUGUAAAAAAUUGA
Messenger RNA from Paramecium primaurelia, 258 nucleotides. The record is from the annotation of a GenBank genome assembly. Lineage: Eukaryota; Ciliophora; Oligohymenophorea; Peniculida; Parameciidae.